This is a messenger RNA of Prunus mume (Japanese apricot), 1886 nucleotides long. RefSeq lists its product as uncharacterized. Gene Ontology annotation, molecular function: DNA-binding transcription factor activity. The record is from RefSeq and is a predicted model, not a curated record. Lineage: Eukaryota; Viridiplantae; Streptophyta; Magnoliopsida; Rosales; Rosaceae.
AAAAAUCGAUUUUUUAUUGAUGGAAGAGAAGAAGAGGAAGGGUGACAGAGACCAAAGCCUCGAGAUGGUCCUAAUGAAAUUAGCAUCAAGAGCAAGUUUCUCUCUUAUAAAUCCCCAUUCUGAUUUCUGGGUUUGAUCCAAAAUUCCUUCUUGUCAAUCUGUUCAUUUUGUAAAAGUAGAUGGAACAUAGCAAGAAUGGCUCAAGAAGACCAAACCCAAAAGUGUAGCAAUACUAGUAGUGGUGCUAGUCUUGGCUUUGCAAGCAUUACUAGAUCUUCAUCCAAAAAAACCAAGCAAAAAAAAGUGCCACAGAGAGGACUUGGUGUUGCACAGCUUGAGAAAAUCAGGCUUGAAGAUCAGCAAAAGAAAGCAGCAGCUGCUGUGAUUUUGUCUACCCCAUCUUCUUUAUCCUCACCGACCAAAUCCACAUCCUCAUCAUGUCCUUCUGUCCCAAUUAGACAUUUUUAUCACUCUAAUCAUAAUCAACCACCCUCUUCAAUCCCAUUUCCUUCUCUACCAUCACUAGAUCUACCUUCACCAAACUCAAUUUUCAGGCCACCAUUAAUUCCAACCCAGAACAUUGAUGUAAUUAGGAAGCCAAUUAGCACUGUUCCAUGGGGAAAUAACAAUAAUAAUAAUGGUGGUCAUGGGUUUGAAAUUCAGGGACAUGGCAAUAAUAAUGUUCCUAACUUGUGGAACCCUUGUGACUUCAAUCUUGAUCAGAAGGAGAGUUCUAAUUCUGGGAUUGAUCCCGGAUUGGCGUUUCGGUCUACUUUGAAUUUGCCUUUUGAGUCCAACAACCCCAUUUGGCCUCUCACCAAUGUGCCACAAAGAACACAACCAUAUCAUCAGCAGCCUCCUCCUCCUCCUUCAAUGGUGAAUGUGUCAUCAACAACUUCAUCAUCAUCUGUACUAAACUUUCAGAUAGAGCCCCCUUCAAACCAAAGCUAUUACAGCAACUGUACACCUAUGUGGCCGGAUGAAGAAAAGAUGGUUGGCAUGAAGAGGCCAUACCCCUUUUCUCUAGACAAUCCACCAGGCCCCUCCAUCAACUUUAAAUUCCCUACCUUUGUUGCUCCUAUGAGAGCAGAUGAAGCAAGUUCAUGUGGGAACAGAUGCACCUACAAUUUGGAGCCUUCAGGCAACCCAAUUUUCAGAGAAGCCCCUUCAUGCUCAACUUCAAUUUCGGAGUCGAAUUCAAGGAACAGCAUUAAAGAAAAUGGGAGUGUCAAUGGAGAUUUUCUCACCUUAGCCCCUCCUACAACCAGUAGUAGGACAUGUCCCAGCCCAAAGUUGAACCUCCCUUCAACUUAUCUAGCGUUCCAUAACCGCGAAGUCCCUGAGUUUGAAUCAUUUUCUUAUCAAGGCAAUGCGGAGGACACAAAUUUCCAGCCAGGACCAAGCUGUUCACAUCCACAACAAGCUUUCUACAGCUUCUUCCCACCAGCAAAGGCACAAAUUGGAAGAGCAGUAACCACUAUAAACAACAAUUGUAAUGGUGAACUAGGAGAAAGUGUGGAUCUCAAUUUGAAGUUAUAAAUCUGAUCUUUGGCAGGCUAGUUGUCUCUCUGUGAACCAUAUUAGGAAAUUUUUUUUUUUUUCUUUUUUGCUGCCCUUAAAUUUCAACAUAUCAGUGGGGUAGAUAUGUCUAAAUUUGCAUAUGUAAGCUUCAGACUUGUGAAGGGUGAGAAUUAGAAAAAAGACAGAGGAGAUGCAGAUCUGUCUGUUUGAGUGGUUACAUAUAUAUUCAUGAAGCCAAAUACCAGUGGUUGUUAACUUCUUGUGUGCCUAGGGAUUUUGGGGUUUUCUUUGAGUUAUGUUGUAGUUUGUUUUGGUUGGUGGAUGAUGGAUGACAGAGGCAGGCAGCACUGAGAGUUGCUAACAAA